Molecule: messenger RNA, 5465 nt
Organism: Paramacrobiotus metropolitanus
Lineage: Eukaryota; Metazoa; Tardigrada; Eutardigrada; Parachela; Macrobiotidae
Product: ATP-binding cassette sub-family C member 10-like
Biological process (GO): transmembrane transport
Cellular component (GO): membrane
Molecular function (GO): ATP hydrolysis activity; ABC-type transporter activity; ATP binding
Source: RefSeq, a predicted model, not a curated record
UUCUUUUAAACUUUAAAGGAAAUUUAAGGAAUAAGUUAAAAAUAGAAUAGUGAUGCUGUAGAAAGCUCCACUUAAUUAAAUUAAUACCUGAAGGCGCGAUCUUAAAAUUUGUGCUACCAAAUGUUACUUUGUGGUUUGAUGUUUGCGGCAGCUUGUCCUUGAUCCUUUUUCCUUUUUUCACUUUAGUGGCAGUUCCUUAUCAGGACCGCAGCCGAGCCACAAGGCCCACAACCGUACAAAAAUGUUGUCACUAUUGCUUCCGCCUUCGCAUGCGCGUCUGGGUGUUUGUUGUGGUUUCUCCGGUGAGAUAUUUUAUUUUGUUAAGUACUUAUUUUUGUGAUUUUGACGUACAGUUUCAAAUUCCCUUAAUACAGUAAGUACCUCUCACGUACCACAUGGUCCUUAUUUGGUUGCUUUCUUAUAUAAUAAUAGAAGUGUAUAAUUGGCGGGGUAACCGCCAUAAGAUUUGCAUGCGCGGCGUGCCCGGUAUGGUAAACCAAUGAUCGAGAUCCCCUUCAGCUUGUACACCGGUUUCGACGGAAUGAUCCUUGGCGAGCUUCGUAAUCGCUAAGCAGACGUGUGCGUCCAUCUUGCGAAAUUUGAACCUCACAAGAAAUGUCCGAUUCCGGAGGCGCUGCAUGGACAGCGCUGUGUCCGCGGUUCGGUAUUAUCAACACGAGCUUCGCGACAGUCUGGGACUUUGCAGGCAAUGACUUUCCGUUUUGCUAUGAGAGAAUAUUUUCAGUGGUUGUUCACAUGGUAUUUCUUAUUGUAAACGCAUACUAUAUUGCGCCGACACGCAUUGUCUAUGCCGAAAAUUUCUUUGGUUGGGGCUCCACAAGAAACGCUCACCGUCUUGUCGUUGCAACAUGGAUUCUGCGAAUUCUGAUUUCGGUCAGUAUUAUUGCAGCCAGCGUGAUUUCUAUGGCUCUGCAACUGGUGGCGUGGCGCGAUUGGAAUGCCUUUGGUUUGGUUGGGUAUGUGGAUUUCGGUUUAGUGGUGAUCUCAUGGAGUGUGCAUGUAGUUGUUGCUUAUAAUUUAUCCAAGAAAGGAAAACACCGCGGCGUUGUGGAUGGCAGUGAUACCUGCGCUAUCUUCCUGUCUUGGUUUCCGGUUUUCUUAGUGUCCAGUGUGGAGUUCCGUUCCGCAGUGCUACAUCACAGUCCCAAUGUAGUUUCGUCCAUAGUCACCAUGGUGACUUUUGGUCUUCAUGUAUUCUACAUUUUCUCAACGGUGCUUCAUAUAUACAGCACAUGUUUGUUUGUUACUUCACCAUUCGAUUCGGAGGAGCGUGCACGCACACCACCUGACGAAGCCGAUAAUGAUACUGCACGGCUGUUAAAUGUGAUGCCAGAAAGAACAUCUCUCGUGCCUCGACUUGGUCCACCGAAUACAUGGGGCAUAUUGCGCUUUUUCUUGUUUUUAUGGGUCGACCCAUUGAUGGAAUAUGGUGCGGAGGGCCAUUUGCAGAAACCGGAUGAUCUCUUUGAAUUACCUCUCAAAUUAAAAGCGGAUUUGCAUGCCGAAGCCCUGCAGAAGGCGUUGGCGAAGAAUUUGAAAUCGUCCAGAUUUUAUUUACAGCAAAUUAUUCUACGCAUAUGGGGUGGAAAAUGGUUGUUGUUGGGGGUGAUGAAGCUGGCUUAUUCCUUUCUGCAGUAUUGUUCGCCGUUGUUUGUCAAUGUGCUGGUGGCGUUAAUUGAGCAACCAGGAUCGCAGCCGGAUUAUCUCGGAUAUGUGUAUGGAUUGGGCCUCAUUCUGGUCAAUCUAAUUUCCAACAGUGUACAAUUGCACUAUGCAUUUCAGAUGGAAAAACUUGCAUUGUGCAUUCGCGGUGCCUUGAUGGACACGGUAUACUACAAACUGGUGCAGGUGCACGCUUCGGCCCUGAACAACAACAUGGCGGCGGGACAUGUUGUUAAUCUGGUCGGCACUGAUUGCCAGAAGGUUUCUGACAAUAUCCAGUACCUCCAUCAGUUAUGGGCACUCCCGCUGCAGAUGGCUGUGGCGCUGUAUCUUCUCUACCAGCAAGUUGGCUACGCCUUCAUCGGUGGGGUCAUUUUUACCGUUCUUCUUGUCCCACUCAAUCAGCUUAUUGCCAGCAAAAUAUCCCGACAGGUUGAGCGCAAUCUCAAGGAGCGCGAUGCUCGUGUGAAACUGAUGAGUGAAGCACUGAGUGCCAUUCGGGUUAUUAAGUAUUAUGCCUGGGAAAAAUGGUUCAGUGCCCGAGUGGACGCGGUCAGACAAAGGGAAAUGGCCACCGUGAAAAGUAUCAAAUACUUGGAUGCCUGUUGCGUGUAUUUUUGGGCCACUACGCCGCUUAUAAUGUCGGUUCUGACAUUUGUGACGUACGUAUCGUUCGGCAAACAGCUGACCGCCGCCAAAGUUUUCACCUGCCUCUCCGUUUUUGGCCUUGUGUACGCUCCUCUCAACGCCAUGCCUUGGAUUAUUACCGGUACAGUGGAAGCUUGGAUAUCCGCUAAGCGACUGCAGCAGUUCUUUCGGCUUUCGGAUAUCGACCUCAAAUCGUACUACGCAGUGAACACCGAUCUCAUAGUGAAUCCUGUGGCCAACAUUUUGACUGUCCACGACGCUAGUUUCACAUGGACCGGGAAUGAAAGCAACGAAAUUCUUUCCGAUAGUUCUGUCGUAUCACCCACUCCGCGAGAACCACUGUUGGCUGUCCGCAACCAGUUGGACGGUAUAACACUGGAGAUCCGACGCGGAGAGCUGAUUGGAAUCGUGGGAAAAGUCGGUUCCGGAAAGACGUCGUUAUUGCAUGCUGUCAUGGCCGAACUGUAUCGGACGGGUGGCAGUAUCGAGAUCUCGCAGAAUACGAUGGUAAAUGGAUUUGCCUACGUGCCGCAGGAUAAUUGGUUGCAGCAGGGCACGGUGCUGUCAAAUAUUAAAUUCUCACUGACCGACGUCCAGCCGGAAGGUUUACAGAAUGUUAUCGAUGCGUGUGCACUGACACAUGAUCUGGAAGAGCUGCCGCAUGGAGCUUUGACGCAGAUUGGGGAUCAGGGAGUGACAUUGAGCGGAGGACAGAAGGCCAGAAUUGCGCUGGCGCGGGCCGUUCUGCAGGAUAAAGAUAUCAUUCUGAUGGACGAUCCGUUUUCUGCAGUGGACGCCCAAGUGGCCAACCACAUUUUUGACAAGUGUGUUUUGGGACUUCUCAAAAAUAAGACUCGCCUUCUUGUGACUCACCAUUUGGAUUUUCUGCGCGCGAUGGACCGCCUGAUAGUUAUGCAAGAUGGACAUAUUGUCGAGAAUGGUCAACCGCUGGAAAUUCUGUCCAAGCUGACUGGUUUCGGGCCUAAAUGGCCGGGCAGCACUGGCGAAAAAAGUGUGAGUGGUGUGGAAGGUGUAUCGGGAGUGCUGUCCGACAUCUCACAGGCAACCUCCAGGAGAACCAGUGUGCAGGAACCCGAACCUCGAGAAGCACCGGUCCAAUUGGUGCAGGAAGAGCAGCGAGAGUUUGGCAGCUUAAAAUUGUCCGUUUACCGGCAGUACUGGCAGGCGGUGGGGAAUUUCUGGAGCAUUGCCGUGUUUGUUUCGCUUUUCUUGAUGCAGGCGUCCUACAACGCCACGGAUUGGUGGCUGUCCUACUGGGUUACGCAUGAACGUAUUGUGGUUAAUACUACAACCAACGAAACCCAAUCGGAUGUUAAUUACUAUCUAACCGUUUACGGAAGCAUUGGAGCUGGCAAUUCUUUCUUUGCCCUUAUUCGAUCAUUUGUUUUUGCAUAUGCCGGCCUACGUGCUGCCUACCGUAUGCAUGACAGUUUGCUCAGUAAGGUCAUGCGCGCCAAGAUGAUGUUUUUUGAUACGACUCCAUCGGGAAGGAUUCUGAAUCGUUUUGCCAAAGAUGUCACAUCGGUGGAUUCUCAGCUGCCGUUUAAUGUUAACAUUUUGUUGGCCUGCAUAUUCCAGCUGGUGGGCAUUCUGAUUGUGAUCUGCUAUGGACUGCCUUGGUUUAUUAUCGUCCUCGUUCCCAUUAUUCCGCUCUAUUUUUUUAUUCAGCGCUUUUAUCGCAGUACGUCUAGGGAAAUUAAAAGAGUUAGCACGCUUGCCCAGUCUCCGAUUUUUGGCCUGUAUGCGGAAACUGUUCAUGGAUUGUCCACAAUUCGUGUGAUGCGAGCCACGGAAUUUUUCUAUAAAAAGUACAAACUGCUAUUGGAUGAUUAUCUGCGCUCACAGUUCGCGGAAAUCGCGUGCAACAAGUGGCUAUCCAUGCGUUUGCAAUUGUUGGGAAUAGUUAUCGUCAGUGGUGUGGUGGUUAUUGCGCUUCUAGUCAAAUCGGCAGCAGGAGUUCUUGGUUUAACUGUUUCGUAUUCUCUUACAAUUGUGGGAAUUCUCAACGGAUUUGUCAUGUCCUUGAUCGAAACAGAAAAGGAACUUGUUAGCGUUGAGCGCGUCAUCCAAUAUCUCGAUGAUAUUGAGGAGGAAAAAUACGACGGCCUGUUGCAAGCUCCACGGGACUGGCCACAGCUGGGCGCCGUAGAUUUUAAUACUGUCAGCUUGCGAUACCGAAAUGAUCUUCCUCUCGUACUGAAGGGCAUCAGUCUGCAGAUUCCUGCCGGCAAACGAAUUGGUGUGGUGGGGCGCACAGGUGCGGGAAAGUCCUCCUUUCUCGCCACGCUUUUCCGUGUGGUGGAAAUUGAGCAGGGUGCUGUGUCGAUUGACGGUGUGAAUCUGGCUACACUGCCUCUGGAGCAGUUGCGAUCGCGCUUGGCCAUCAUUCCGCAGACCCCCAACCUGUUUGAUGCAUCUAUUCGUGAGAACAUCGAUCCUUUACACCAACAUACCGACGAAGAAGUGUGGGCAGCCAUCGAUUUAUGUGAUUUGAGGGAUCCCGUUGGGAAACUGGGAGGGCAUUUGGACGUUAUGUUGGGUGAAAAUGGCAGAAAGUUGUCACUGGGACAGAAGCAGCUUGUAUGUUUGGCGCGGGCCAUAAUGACCAAAGCCAAGGUCCUCUGUCUGGAUGAAGCUACAGCCAGCAUAGAUUAUGAAACCGACCAGAAAAUGCAGAGGACAAUUCGUGAAGCGUUUGCCCAUAGCACAGUUAUUACAAUAGCGCAUCGUUUGCAUACGGUAAUGGACUAUGAUCGUAUCAUUGUGAUGAGCGAUGGGAAAAUUGUGGAAACGGAUAGUCCGUCCAAUUUAUUGCGUAGUCCGUCUUCCCAUUUUGCUAUGCUGUAUCAACAAAGCCAGCGUUCCAUAGCGGAUACCGUGCCAUAGAAUAUUAAUUUGUCGUUGAACGGGUUUGGGUGGGGUAGAUUAUUGGCAGUAACGGUGACCUUUAUAAGACGGUGUGUAUACCUGUUAAUUGUUGAAGUACGGACUGCGAUUUCUAAGUACAGUAACUUGUGCCUUUGGCUUACCGGGAGAUGAUCGUUUUAUGUAAAAAAAUGAAAAAAAAAACUUUAUAAGAUGAAAGAGGUUGAUUUUGUAACGAGCGUUUGUUU